Molecule: messenger RNA, 1353 nt
Organism: Melitaea cinxia (Glanville fritillary)
Lineage: Eukaryota; Metazoa; Arthropoda; Insecta; Lepidoptera; Nymphalidae
Gene: ics
Product: ras suppressor protein 1
Exons: 6
Coding region: 120-980 (286 amino acids)
Molecular function (GO): protein binding
Source: RefSeq, a predicted model, not a curated record
UUUUGUUUUGCUCCUAUUUUGUCCAACCACAUAAAUGUAAAUAAAAAAAUUAGACAUCUUAUUGGCUGAAAUUUUGACACAUUAUUGUAGCUACGAAACGCGUAACGCGCCUGCCUACGAUGAGUCAUCCUCCUCCAGUUUCCUGUAUUCCAAACACUGCCAAAAUGUCGAAAGCUAAAAAAGUUAUCGAAGAAGCGAAAGAAAUAAAUAAUCCAGAAAUUGAUUUAGUGGAUAAGGGAAUUUCUAGCUUGGACGAAAUACCUGGGCUAUUUAGCCUAGAUAAUAUAACACGAUUAACAUUAAGUCAUAACAAGAUACAAGUUGUUCCGGCCGGGUUAGCAAACCUCAUCAAUUUGGAAAUUCUGAAUCUUGCUAAUAACCACAUUGAAGAGUUACCAGUCAGUUUAUCAUCUUUACCAAAACUCCGCAUUUUAAAUGUAUCCCUCAAUAGGCUUUACACUCUACCGAGAGGGUUUGGUGCAUUCCCUGUGUUGGAAAUUUUGGACUUGACUUAUAAUAAUCUGAAGGAAAAAACUUUGCCAGGAAACUUUUUUAUGAUGGAAAGUCUGAGAGCUUUGUAUUUGGGAGAUAAUGACUUUGAAUUUCUACCACCGGAGAUUGGGAACUUAAAAAAUUUACAAAUUCUAUCCAUGCGGGAGAAUGAUUUGAUUGAAGUACCAAAGGAACUCGGUCAAUUAACUCGACUAAGGGAAUUGCAUUUACAAGGAAACCGUCUCGUCGUCUUGCCGCCAGAAAUAGGUACACUUGACCUUGCCAGUAACAAAUCAGUGUUGAGAUUAGAAGGUAACUUCUGGAUUCCACCUAUCGAAGAUCAACUAAAGUUGGGACCCUCACAUGUGCUUGACUACUUGCGGUCGGAGACUUACAGAGUGUUGUACAGUCGUCAUAUGUCGGCGAAGCCACCCCCACCGCCACAGACCCUCGACAAAAGCAAGAAAGCUUCGAGAGCUCGGUCUUGAAUACUGUGUAUUAGUACUCGUCAUAACAAAUAUUUAGAUAUUGUAGAACUAACAAUCUUAACAAUUUUAAAAUCUGUUUGAUAGAUGUGUUGUAUGUUAUAAAAUGUUCUGAAUAAUUUUUUCAUUGUAUUAAUAUCCAAUCGAUAUAUAAUCCAUAGUAAAAGUCUCACAGUCAGCCCCUAGAGAUAUUUAUUUUGUAUGGGGGUCACACACAAUACACAAGCACAAACGCCCAGAACAUGACAAAAAUCUUUAUAGCCUUUAUAAAUGAUUGCAAUAAACAGAUCAAAUUUAUAAAUACCAAUGCAACCGUCGUUAAUGUUAUCUAUUUAUAUGUGAAAAGUAUGUUAAAAUUAAAAAAAGUAUUCGCAAA